Molecule: messenger RNA, 14200 nt
Organism: Temnothorax curvispinosus
Lineage: Eukaryota; Metazoa; Arthropoda; Insecta; Hymenoptera; Formicidae
Exons: 5
Coding region: 5-8377 (2790 amino acids)
Cellular component (GO): nucleus
Molecular function (GO): ATP binding; ATP hydrolysis activity; ATP-dependent chromatin remodeler activity
Source: RefSeq, a predicted model, not a curated record
UACUAUGAUCUCACAGUCGUCUUCCCCGUCGUCGUCAUUUCCAUCGACGACGUCGCCAUCGUCCACUCAGGUUCGUUUGCCAAACACCGUGCUGCUGAAGGUGAACUCUGGCACCGGCACUGGUGCUCAGACCACUCAGGUGACCAGCGGGAUGCAAGCGGGACAGAUGCAGAGGAGAUCUAUCGACAGUGGGUUGCGUUGGCAGAAAGGCAGAGGCGGCUAUCAGGGAGCGCAGACAUCUAUCUCGCGUGUCCCAAAUCGUUCCGGUGGGCCAAAUAUGUUGCAGCAGAGGAUUCGCAUGAUGACACCGUCCGUGAGUAUAUCGCCGGUGGUGCCUAAAAAGGAACCGAUGGACCGUGCGGACUACUAUUCCGAUUCUGAAUUGUCCGACAUGGAAGCCGAAGAAGCGUUGCGCGAGAAGCAGAUGCACGCAACGCGAAAGAUACCUGGCGCCGCCAAAUACCAGAGACCGCCUAAAGGCAAGGACGUGGUAACAAUAUCUAGCUCGAGCGAGAGUUCCGACGAUGACUGCAUAGUUUUGAGCGAUCCCAGCGGUGAGGAGGAAACUGACAACGAUGACGAUCCAUCCAAUUCGGGGAUGCACACCAACGAUCGUUAUAACAUUCCAGACGAACACGGCCGGGUAUUGAUCAACGUGGGUCAUCCCGAAACCGAGCCAGAUGUGUACCUAGCUCCACAGGUUGCCCGUAUCAUCAAGCCACAUCAGAUCGGCGGCAUACGCUUCCUUUUCGACAACAUUAUCGAGACGAUCGAGAGGUACAAGACCAGCAGUGGCUUCGGUUGUAUCCUCGCCCAUAGUAUGGGCUUAGGCAAGACCCUCCAAGUUGCCAGCUUCUGCGACAUUUUUUUUCGAUGCACCACUGCCAGGACUGUCCUCUGCAUCAUGCCCAUAAACACGCUUCAAAACUGGCUGGCGGAGUUCAACAUGUGGUUGCCGUAUGAAGAUCCCGCCACUACCGCCGAGAAACAGUCCAAGGCGACGAACGUUAAAAUGGAGCCGGGAACGGAUAUAAAGCAUGAAGUGAAGGAGGAAAGUUGUGGCAAUCAGAGCGACAUGUCUAAUAUGUCGCGGCCUAUCAGUACAGAGUCCGCGCACCGCUUUAGUCAGGACGCAACAACAGCUGUCGGUGCGUCGCAACAACCGGUGAACGUUAUGCCAGAGAAUUCCUACGCGAAUCCCUAUCACGGUUACGAACAGCGCAACAUGAUGCCGAAUUACAUGCAGGAUCCUACUAUGAUGAAUAAGAAUAUGGUCGAGCCUCAUGUACCGCAUAUGCCACCGAAUUAUCAUCAGGGAGAGAUGCCGCAGAAUUCGAUGUACAAUGCGAAUCCGAACCCGCUUUCCAACUUCUCUGACUCGAUGAAGCCAGAUCCAGUAAACUGCCAUGGUAUGCCGCCCGGGCAGAACAUCACGGGACCAAAAUUCGGUAUGGAGAAUCAGGCCACCGGUGUUAUGUAUCCUGGCAUGGAGAAUCGGCCACAGGGUGUUCCCAUGUAUCCCGAUACGGAGAAUCGAAACGUCGCGACGAUGUAUCCAGGCAUGGGUAAUCACCAUCUCGGUCCAAUGUAUUCCAAUUACAACAGCAUUCCCGGCACUUUCGCGAACUACGGCAGUCAGACGAAUCAACAAGAACUAGAACGAGAACCGAAGAAGGAAAACAUGUUACCGGGAGGAAUGCCGCUUCCAAACCCAGAGGUGAAUGUGAAGAAAGAACCGGAGGAGACGAUCAAAAAAGAAGAGGGUACAUCGACAACGAAGGAGGAAUUAGUGGACGAGAAAAAGGAAAUGAUAGAGAAGGUGAAAACGCCGUACGAUGUAGACACGCCAAUCGGCAUGGAAGUACGCCCGAGGCAUUUCGGUUUGCACAUUCUGAAUGAUUCGCAUAAAACCAUGACCGCGAGAGCGAAAGUGAUCCAAGAGUGGCAAUCGACCGGCGGUGUUUUGCUAAUAGGAUACGAAUUGUUCAGACAGUUGUCUUUGAAGAAGCCCAAUAAAGCAAAGCGGAAACGCGGGCAACCCUACAAAGACACGGUAGAUGUAGAAGAGGAGGAUAAGAAUAAAGGUCUGCUGGACGAAAUGCAUACGGCUUUGGUGAAUCCCGGACCGGACCUGGUAAUCUGCGACGAAGGACAUCGAAUCAAGAACUCACACGCGAGCAUCAGCAUGGCGUUGAAACAGAUGCGCACGAAACGUAGAAUCGUAUUGACCGGUUAUCCAUUGCAGAACAAUCUGCUGGAGUACUGGUGCAUGGUGGACUUCGUGAGGCCCAAUUAUCUCGGUACCAAGAGCGAAUUCUGCAAUAUGUUCGAGAGACCGAUACAGAACGGCCAGUGUAUUGACUCCACGCAGCAGGAUGUACGAUUGAUGCGAUAUCGCGCGCAUGUGUUGCAUUCGUUGCUGGAGGGUUUCGUGCAGAGAAGAUCUCAUUCGGUGUUACAAAUGUCAUUGCCGCGCAAAGAGGAAUACAUCCUCCUCGUUAGGAUGACGCCUCAUCAACGCAAAUUAUACGAUACAUUUAUGAAUCAGGUGGUGAAAACGCGCGCGGUGCCGAAUCCGUUGAAAGCUUUUGCUGUGUGCUGUAAGAUCUGGAAUCAUCCGGACAUCCUGUAUCAUUUCCUCCGUAAGCGUCAAGCGAACGAGGAAGACGACUUAGAUCUGGAGGAAACAAUAGGAGAAAAAUCUACGGCGGGUGGCAAGAAAUCCAAAGCGCGCCAGCCGAAAGGAGAAUCUAAGAAAACUUCGAAGAAGGGCACGACGAUAAAGAACAAACCCGCGGCUAGUGUACAACCGAACGCUUCUUCAUCGUCAUCCACGAACGAUAACCCGGAGACUGAAAAUACGAACAACCCUCCGAAACAAAAUAAUUUCACUAAUUAUAAUACGAUGCCAGUUUCCAAUUCGGGAUAUUCCAAUUCCACAGGGAUGCCGCAGGGAUCUUAUCCUCCUCAUGGUUAUCAAAACUAUCGUCCGAACGAUCAAAACACGUACUAUAGGAAUGAUAAUAACAAUCACGGAGAAUAUAAUCACGGAGAGUUCUAUAAUAAUCAAGGACAACAAAGGUAUGGCAAUCAACAGUUCCAGUCAUAUACUCAGACGUCGACAAAUUACAAUACGUCGCAGGGAUACGCCAAUCAGUCGCAGAACUAUAUGCAGUCGAACGAGCAGUCCGCAAAUCAUCCUCAGAGGUACGGCGGUGCGGCGGCUGGAUCCGACUUCAGAUCGGAUCAGAAUCAAGGAAACAAUUAUGAGGCACCCGGGAUGUUUCCACGACAGAACUAUCCCUAUCAAGAUCAGCAACGCAAUUACACGCCGAAUCUAAACCAAGGGCCUAACAAUUAUCCCCAGGUCCCCAAUCAACCUUCCUUCCAGUCUCAGAUGCCGAAUCAGUCUGCGAAUAUGCCGAUGCAGGAUUAUUCAUACACCGCGAAUCAAAAUCAAAAUUACACGCCAGCGCCGGCUCAGGCAAAUCCAAUGUAUCCGCGUAACGACGGGCAACCGCUGCAAAACUCAACGAUGGGAUAUUCGGCAUCUCAGCAAGGUCAGCCACCCACGGCUCAAACACAGACUACUGGCUACAUGGCGCCGCAACAAAACCAGAACACGCCUCCUGGUCAAAAUCGUGACUUCUCGUCGAAUCAGCAGAAUCAGAAUCUAGGUUUGCAGAAUCAAUCUCAUCAAUAUGCGAGCCAGCAACAGCAACCACAGGGUGCGCCUCUUCAGGGCCAAACACAUGGCUAUCAUACGCAGGUGAAUCCGACUCCUCCGCAAACUCCACAUGCGUUUAAUCAGCAAUCGGCUCCGAUGCCACAAACUCCAUCUCACGGUUACAUGCAGCCGAACCAAUCGAAUCAGGGGCCCAUCUCACAGGGUCCGAUGCGCGGCUACACUCCGGCACCGCAGAGUCAAAUGGGUGUAGCGCAAAAUCAGCCCAAUUACCAGACUAAUCAACCCGCGCAAAACGUUAACGCACAGAAUCAGACGCAUAGGUAUCCUCCGGAUCAAGCAGGUCAGACGUCGAAUCCGCAGAACGCGGUCCACGGUUAUAGUCACCAUAUAGUUCCCCAAUCCGCAGCUUCCAAUCAAGCGGGACCAUAUUCUCAACAGAAUCAGCCAGGCCCGGCGGUACCGUCGUCGAACCAGGCUCAUCCUGGUUAUUCGUCAAAUCAUCCAGGUACAGCCACGAUGCCGCAGAAUUCCGCACAUCGAUACGGAGCCGCGCAGCAAACACAGGUAGCCCAGAAUCAACCUAUGGCAUAUCCACCGAAUCAGCAACAGCCUAAUCAAUCUCUGGGUCAGAAUGAUCAGCUCUAUCCUAGGCCGGACACCGCGGUGUCGCAGCAAACGCAGAGUUAUGCUCCCGCCGCAAACGAAUUUUCAAACGAUCGUUCGGGCGCAGGCACCACCGGUAAUCCUAGUAACAAUUACAGCGCCAAUCAACCGCAGACGCAGAACCCCGUUAUGCCGAAUUAUCCGUCGGACGGCUCGCAUCAGAACCCGGCGGUCGGGCAGAUAAAAGAAGAGCCUUAUUAUAUGCAGCGCAAUUAUCCGCAGACGUUCCGACCGGAUCAGCAAUGCAACGAUUCGUACUACAGAGAUCAGAUGAAUCCCGGCAUGAAUCGUUAUCCGAACAAUUAUUUCCCGCCGCAAAAUUAUCCAAAUCAGUCGUACGAUUACGCGUCCGGUCAUGGCACGGACAUGAAUCAGCGGCCCGACGACUCCAAGACUUCGCAGCAGCCCAUCGGUGCUCACCCUCCCAGUGCGCCAUGUGACAAGAGCAGCAAAGAUAUGACGUCCAGCAUCGGUGUACAGAGUCAACCAUUGCAUCAGAAUAAUCUCACCGGCGUACCAAGCUACACCGUGGAACCGAAUCGCCAGAGUUCGGCAACUCCCGCGCCCAGAUCGGUACCGGGAGUUAAUCCGGUGCACAGUCCUCGAUUGAAUCAGAACGAACUAUCGAAGGAGGAUGAGAGAGAAAAGGAAGAUCAAGCAGAGAAGGAUAAAGAGGACAAAUCCGACGACGAGACUCUCACGAAAGAUGAGGAAAAAGAUAGCAAGAGCUCUCCUAGCGUGAAGGAAGAUCCUGGAAUUCCAUAUGAUUGGGCAACAGAGUUGAUGAAAGGAUAUAAACCCGGAUUGAUAGACGCGUCCGGAAAAAUGACGCUCUUCUUUUGCAUUCUCGAUGAAGCUAUUAAACUGGGAGAUCGCGUACUCGCAUUCUCGCAGUCGCUGUUCACAUUGAAUCUCAUAGAAGACUUCUUAGCGCGAAAUAGCUUAAAGCAUCCGGAUGGCCAGACCGACGCGUGGAUUAAGAAUGUGAAUUAUUACAGACUUGAUGGAAGCACGAGCGCGUUAGAGCGAGAGAAACUGAUCAACGAAUUCAAUAACAAUCCGAAGAUUCAUCUCUUCCUCGUUUCUACGCGAGCCGGUUCGUUGGGUAUCAAUCUUGUCGGUGCGAAUCGCGCGAUUGUAUUUGAUGCUUCCUGGAAUCCUUGUCACGAUACGCAAGCUGUAUGCAGAGUCUACAGAUACGGUCAACAAAAACCGUGUUUUGUAUAUCGAUUGGUCACCGAUAACUGUCUGGAAAGGAAAAUCUACGAUCGACAGAUCAGUAAACAGGGCAUGGCGGACCGCGUGGUCGAUCAGUGCAAUCCCGAUGCACAUCUUUCGCUAAAGGAGGCGACGACGUUAUCAUGGGAUUGGGAAGAGGACAGCCAAGUGCAGGAUUUCUCGCAGACCAAAGACAGCUACACGGACGAAGUUAUGCAGUGUGUGUUAGAACGCUAUUCCUCGUUGCUUACCAAAGAACCGUUUCAUCACGAGAGUCUGCUCGUUGAUCGGAAGGAGAAGAAGCUCACUCAAGCGGAAAAAAAAUUGGCUCGUCGCGGCUACGAACUUGAGAAGAUGGCAGCUAAUUGUUCUAGGCCCAGCUAUAAUUAUGUUCCUGGAAAUACAGCCACGCGAGCAGGUGGAUUACAAAUCAGAGCAAUUCGCGGUGGCGAUGGUGGUGCUACGCCGAAACCUGUUGCGUCUGUCAGACCUAUGCAGCAACGAGGUGCUGAUGGAUUAAAUCCGCGAGGCGUUACUGGCAGUAGGUGGAUUCCGGCGGAAGUAUGGCAGAGACAAGGAAUGAGUGCGCAAGAAAUGACGCUACCUCUAGAUGUAGUUAUACCGACGAAUUCUCCGGAUAAAGGUAGUAUUGUUCUGAAAGCCGGUCAACGUGUAAUGGUGCUGAAGAGUCCAAAAGGCAUUUACAUGCAGCUUGAAUCCGGCAAAAUUAUAGCAAUUCGUACUGCGCUUAAGUUGAAUCAACAAAAGCGAGAAGAGGAACCGAAGAAAGGAUCCUCGAUGAUACAGAGGAAUUCUAAGCCCGAAGUUGGUUUCCCCUUACGGAAUAACUCGGCUAUUUCUAUCAUACCAAAGUCAUCCUCAAGUAACCAGACUGGCGGCCGGCCUCUCAAUAAACCAUCACCGAGCCCGGGUUACAAACCAUUUGGUGAUAAGGAAAUUUCCAAGAGACCCAAACCAGUCGCUACAGCGACAGCUAAACCUUAUUUGAGCCAAGUAAACUUGACCAAUCAAGUUUCUCUGUCGAGACUACCCAAAGUCAAGCAAGAGCCAAUGGAUCAUUCCACACUUGGUGACAACUCUAACUCGUCGGAUGGCCAAUUGAGAACCGAGCAACGCGUCGAGGAAGUCAGAUUGGAAGAUGUGGUGGCAGAAGUGAGCUCGAACACCGAGUAUAGUCCCUCUAAUCACACCCGCACCACUAAUUCGGAUACGGAUACAUCUCUGCCGAAAUCCUCCGAGGAAGGCACUCAGGUUUACACGCCUGAGACAGUCUCCCUUGCGCAAGGCGUUCAAACACAACAUGACCACUCUGAACCAGAGAUGCCGCCAACAGCUGACAAACAGUGUUCGCCGUCGGAGAAGGAGCCUCCUAAGCCGGACACACUAACAAACUACGGUCGGUCCUUUCACAGUCAAACAGAGAAACGAGGAAUUUCCAAUGAUGAUAUCAUUAUUGAGGAAGCGUCUCAAGCGGCGUCACAAAUGACACCGCAGGUAACACAACAGGUAACACCACAGGUCGCAACGCAGACGCACGCGAUUGCUCCUAGUCCGAUGCCUUCUCUGUUGACGCCACAACCAGUACCAUCAGUUAUGCCGAUACCAUCAACCAUGUCAAUACCACCAAGCUUAUCGAUACCGUCAAGUAUGCCUCCGAACAUACCACCAAGCAUGUCAGUACCAUCAAACAUGCCGCUGAACAUACCAUCGAACAUACCAGUAUCGUCGAGCAUACUGCCGAACAUGUCGAUAUCGUCGAGUAUGCCGUCGAGUAUGCCAUCAAGUAUGCCAGUAACAUCAAGCAUAUCGUCGAGCAUGCCGAUACCAUCGAGUAUGCCUAUACCGUCGAGUAUGCCGAUAUCGUCGAGCAUACCGGUAUCAUCGGGUGUAUCGGUACCGUCCGGAUCUGCAAGAGGCUCGGAAGCACCUAAAAGUAUCGCCGAUUCGAACACCAACGCGACAUCGACCGCUUCCGUGUGCACUAGCACCAAUAUUACUUCUCCAAAGAGCACCGAGCCGACUUCGAGUAUGCGAGACAACAUGAUCCAGGGUGAUCCGACGCCGAGCGUACCCCAGGGAUAUCCCUACGCUCAAUAUCCGAGAUACUACGACUACAGCGAUCCACGAUCUCGCUCGCUGUCUAAUCCCUAUGGGACUUACUUCCCCGGCGUUCCACCUCAUACGGCAAAUCCCAGCAGUAGACUGCCAGUAGACACGACGAAGCCUCAGCCGGACCUAGGCAAGCCUAUGGACGAGAGGAACGUGAUGAACGUGCCUACCCCUUACUCUUCUCAAAUACCGAGCAUUACUGCCAAAACGUUAACGAGCAACUCUGCGACGGAGUCUAAGGGUACGGACAGCACGACGACGGUGACUACUACAGUGGCCUCAGCAAGUAGGGACGAAACGCAUAUACCUACCGCAUUUAGUCAUCCCACUAGCACGCGGUAUCCAGGACCGUACCCGCCGGCCCCGUACGACCCGUAUUCGCAGCAUUAUCCACCGGCGCCUGGCUCUUCCGCAGCUUAUCCUCCAGGUGGAGCACCCGGUUAUCCAGCAUACGGUGGACCCAGCUACAACACAGAUUAUGCCCGCAUGUACUCGGCGUUCCAUGGUCCGCCUCCUCCGACGGAUCCUUACAUGCACAGAGGAUAUGCACCUCCUUCUUCGCAUCCCCCUAAUUACUACUCGCCGUUCCCGCAUCCUCCGCCGCCCUAUCCCAAUUAUUCGUUCCUGCCGUAUCCGAAUCCGAAUAUGUCCAGCGAGCCUCAACCACCCGCUCAGUAGGGAAGCAUCGCGGCUAAGGAUAAUUCUGGGUUAGUGACCACGAAAAGCAAGAAAACCGUCGCAAAGACUCAAAAAGCCGCGGUUACGAAGCUUAAUAGACUGAAGCUGUAAAACGCAUCGAUGUAAAUAUUUAGUCAGAAAUAUUGAGAUAUUAAGAGAAUAUUUGAUGGCAGGUAUGCGAAUACUUCGCAAUACCGACAUGUAAAUCGUGAAGGACGAGUGCGAUCGCCGUCAACAUUGAACCGUGCAAUCUGUUGAAAUGUUCAGAAUAUUUUAACUCUCUUGACUUUGUCAACGCCGUUCUUGCGAUGCGUUUUUGUUCACUAGUUAAUUACAAGAAAAUGUACUCGUCAAGCGGUAUAAAUUACUCUUUUGUUUAAUCUUCCAGUUUCAUAAAAGCGGCGUCAAGCGAGAUUUUUUACGAGUGCUUAGAUUAUGCAAUUUAGAUUGCAAUACGUUUCAUACAUAAUUGCGUUCCUCGUGACUUUUUCUACUUUUUGUACUUGCGCGCUCUUUGUCAGAUUAACCUUCUACCAAUAACUUCUUGACGUCGGAACUGAUGAUUUAUUGACGCGUAUGACUCUGGGAAGAUUGAAGGAGGAGUAAAUUGUAUGUACCAUCCGAAUGAUCGAAGGGAAAGGAGGAGCGCUGUAUACUAUCGUUUAGCUUCACGCGUUACAUUCAAUCACUUAGCUCAUUUUUGUAUAUCUUGUAUAUCAUUUUUGUAAUUGUAACGAAGAGGGGGAUGGUCACUACAACGGAACAAAAUUCUCGUAUCAAGAAUGAUUAACAAUCGUCCAUGACGCGUUCCCAAUUCAUGAAACCCAAGAAUUGGAAGUAACAGCAUGGCCAAAAGCAGACUUGCACAUGAGAUUUUAAGUUUAUAUCUUUUUCAAGACUCGAUUAUGAUAUUAAUCAAUAACGAUGUUCUACGGGUAAUAACUUAGAAUUUAUACGUAAGAUUUUAUUCUCGUUUAGUUGUUAAAUUUUCUUUUUUUUUUACCACGAUGCAUAUCGUUAUCUAAAAUUCUCUUGAUUUUGAAAGAGAAAUGAUGUAUAAAAAACUUCCAUGACAAAUUUUUCGCGUUUUUAUAUUUGAUCGACUGAUCCCCCUUCAUAAUAGUACGGCAAGAGUAAUGAAUAUGCAAGCUGUCUAGACAUUGAAACUAUACUAUAAAAUGCAGAUGAAACUCUUCCGCGCAUGAAUCUACUGUUCAGUGAGAUGCUUUCUUCUAUUUCAUCAUAUAACUUUAUACAUCAAAGCAGUACAUGUAAUUGUUACGCGAUUCUUGUUGAUUCGAUGCUUCUACCCUGAAAUUGUUUCUCUAAAGAUCUAAUAUUAUAAUAUAAAGCUCCGUUUUUGAACCGUGCUUUUUAUUCCAGCAAUAGGUCUAACAGUUUUAAUUUCAGUACGAAAUUUCGUCUUGCGAUACUUCGAGUGGAAUGAUAAUUCUAGAUGACAAUCUAAGAUCAGGGAUUUUAGAAAGCGAUAUCAAUUAAGUGAUAGGUGUUCGAGGUCCCGGUUUAGAUGAUAAUUAUAUUAUUUAAAUAUUAAUUAUUUAGAUAAUUUUACUCGAAAGGACAAUUUCAGGGUGAGAGCAAUGGAUCAUGCAGAGUUAAGUUUGGUUUGCAUUAUGCAUCACUCUUCCGUAAUUUUAAAUUUACUCUUUUUUUUUUACAGUGCAUAUCAUAUUGUCUGUACUCUUUUUCUCAAUGAGCACUGAAAUCAGUUGCUGCUCUCCGCGGCACCCGUCUACUGAAAUAUAUAAUUGAAACGCGCGCUGCUAUAGAAAUUCACGGUAGGCGAACGAUAUGAGAGAGAAGUCCCAAGUUCCUCUCUUCUCCUUGUCUAUAUAGCCCACAGUGUAGUCAAGAGUGGGGAGGAUUAUAUGGGGAGUAAGGAUGAAGUAUUGGCUGAUUAAGAAGACCAGACAAGGACAGAGUGCUACUUGAGACAUCUUGGCAUGCUCUCUCUCUCUCUCUCAUAUCGCACAGGCAGACCUAGCGCGCCUUCCAGUUAGUACAUAUUUCAGUGCACUCGUCACGCCGCGUCUACAUGUCUCUCUCAAAGCAUUUUUCACAUACAUACAUACAUUUUAAACGCGUACACACAUACGUACAUACAGUAUUCAUGGAACAUUUAGCAGCCAGUAAAUUACAGUCUACAGCAUCCCUAGCGAGUUGUAUAUGGACUACGUAUUAUACUAUUAAACGUUACGGUUUCCGAAAUAGAUAAUCUUACAGUAGAGCGUAGGAUUGUUGUUAACUAGAAAUGUCUUGCGACUUAUAAGAAAGAGGGAGAGGAAAAAGGGCGCGAGGAACUCGCCCGUCUCUCGGACGCGUAACGUAAUUAAGCGUUAAGGGGAGAGCCAUGAUUUUCAGGAGCGACUCUUCAGACUCGGAACUGUGAUAUUUUAUUAUUAAUCUCGUGUCGAAUUCGCGCUGCACGCUCCUUGCCCGGAAUCGAAGUCGCCGACCUUGGUUUCGGCGGGAAUUUCGCGGGCGGGCCCCCCCGGCGGUUCCCUCCCGCGACGCUCGGUCGAAAUUGUUGCAUUUACGUUAGCGUAAGUCAAUCGGGUGCACGAGAUGGCUAAUCCGUUUUUCCAAGUGGGACGCAGAGGCGCGCACGGGUCUAUCAUGGUGCUCCCUGUAUACAUUAUUAUAGACCAGUGGUAUUCAACCCCCUUUCGACCCCGGUGUUUCAAUAUCCCGAAAGCAUCCCCCUUCGAGUCUUUCGUCCCCUUUAAAGAUAUAUAUUUGAAAGAUAUACAUAUUUGAAAUUUUUUCCCUUUUCCCCUGCUACAGAAUUUUGUACAUUCUUCCGAAGACACGCCCUCGAGGGAUCGUUUAUGGAACUUUUUUUGUUUUCUAUGACGUUUUGCAUUCUCGUUUAGUACUGCGGCUUUCACCAGUUCCUCUUGCACGGUUUUGUAAGGACGAGGGGGACAAAUCCCCGUAUAAAUUCUCUCGGAACCUUAUGGAUAUGAUACAAAAGUAUUUGUCCCUUCUUUCUUUUUUUUAUACACGCAUCUUCGUACUUACCAAAGUUCUCUCUUUAGCAAAUCGCGCCCGCGGAUCCUCCUAGAACGCGAAAGUCUUGGCGCCGCCCUGCAGGGGGGCACUCCAGGUUGAAUACCUCUGAUUAUAGGACGAAUUAUUCUAGCGAGAUAAGCGUUCAUGCUGGAUAUAUGAUUAGUAAUACUAUGUCUCCCGUGGCGGGUCUCGGUGUUGUCUGUUUGCCGCGCGAUGAGACGCGACGUCCCCCUACAUCCCCCUCUUCCCCCCACACUCUCCCUCGUUUACUUGGACGUGUCGCGGCCGCACGUUUCGUAGGUUUUAAGUGUACAGGUGUUACAUUUUAAGCGCGACGUGUAAAGUAAGCUGUGCAAUCCCAUGCGAACAGGCGACAGGGAGACCGUCGCGUUAAUAAAAAUAAAAAAAAAAGAAAAGAAAGAAACGCGAGAGAGCCGCGAGCCCCGUAUUCCGUUGUUCUGAAAGCGGUCGCGGGGUUCCAAAUAUCCGGGAUUCGCGGGAUUGUCGCCGUCAUCGCCACGACCCAUCCUCCCUCUCCCCGGCGGGCGUCCGGAUGCGGCUUUGUCGAGUUCUGUUUUCGUGUAACAUAAAAAUCAUCCUCGACGUCGCCGUCAGACCGGAAGUCACGCGGCCGCGGUGUGAAGACGACGGCCCUUCGCGAGUCCCGUUCGCGUAAACGAAAAUCGCAUUCGAUGUUGUUUAAAGGGUUGAAUGGGGGUGCGAGCUCGGUUCGCGAAAUCGGCGGCUCGGUUUACUCUCGCAAACGUUUAACGAUAUGACGCGGUGACGAUCUUAAUCGAUCUUUAGCUUAUCGUUACGUAUAAUUUGUAUAAUUCAUUAUAUAAUUCGUUAUAUGAUUUAUUAUAUAUAAUUUUAUUAUUAUAUAUAAUUAUAUAUAGUUAUACAUAAUUAUAUAUAGUAAAAUAAACGCGAGGAAAGCGAUAUACGGGCAUUUCACUUUCGAGAAUCGAACUUGCGCCACUCUCAGAACAAGCGGCUCAUAUAUCUGCAGAAGGAAAGCAAUUAUUUCAUCUCUGUUAUAGCUUUUUUUUUGCCAUUACAUACUCUUGUACAUACCCAUUAUUUACAUUUCAUACUUUAUUUAUUAUUAUACAUUAGCCAUUAUUAUCGCUUUUUUUCGAUGUCAGAGUAUUAUCCUUGUGUAAAAUAAAUUGUUUACACUGAUGAGAAUAUUGUUUUGCUCAUACUACAUUGUUGCGCAGAGCGGAAGAGAGAUAGAGAGCGAGAGAGGAAUGAGAUCUUAUGUAUAUUUGUUUUUUUUUACAACAUUCAACUUCACAUUUCAAAAUGGGAAUAAGCUCGCGCUGGCCCGCGUUUUCGCCGCGUGUUUAACGCAAAAAGCGGCCGAUCUGAUUUCAAGAACAGGCUAUUUUUGUCGGGCAAAUCUCUUGAGAAGCUUACAGACACAAAAUCGUCCAGCAGACAAUAAACGAAUCUCACUAUCGUUUUUACAAGAAGUCUCAUUGUCAGAAACCGUAUAGGACUUUGGAAAUUAAAGUGUCGAAGUAUCGAAGGCUCGGGUUUUCGUGGCGCGCCAUGCUUCGGGAUAUCUGAAGGAAAAUGCAAGAAGUUUUCACGGCGAUCGGCGAUUCAACAAAUCUACGAUCUAAUUGUGCGGUGACGCGAAAAUCUGGAAGGAGCGUCUCAGACGGCCGCUUUCAGCGUGCGGCGAAAGCAUAUGCGCCGCGAUGCACGUGUAAAAUGCUUAUUGUUAGUAUCGUAUAGGAAUGAUUUGUGCGGAGUCGACAUUGUGUCUUUCAGUCGACGAAAUUCUGCGUCGACGUGACAAGAUUUUUUUCUCGCGACGCAUCACGCUCUUCGUCUGUGUACGUUUCAGGAUGACUAAAUGAAUGUUACACGCAGGCUGGGUUUAUUAAAAAGUUAUAAUAAAUUUGCCAGCGGAGGAUUAGCAACGCUCUCGUGUCGCCGUUUCCUUUUCUUCGUUUUGCUCUUUUAACGGAGCUUCGCGUUCCCAUUGUAAUUUUUUCUAUAAACCACGUUAUACCGUAUAUGAGACAAGAUGAGAUAAUUAAUUAAUGAAAUAAAAGUAUUCGGAUAUUAAACGGGCCUGUUUCCUGCGGAUGACUUGAGAUUCGUAACGCCGCUGUAUGAAAUCGUAUACAUUUUUAUUUUGUUCCGUUUUGAGAAGCACUACUCUCUUGUGGGAUAUAAUCUUCUUUAAAUAAGUAGUUGAAUUUAGAAAUGAUUUAUAUGUGAUACUUACAGAGAAUUACAAUGAUUUUCAUUGCAAUAUUAUGUUUAACUGGUCGACAGCAAGAUUUACUAUUGUAGUAAAUGCAAAUAAAUGUAUAUUAGAUAUUUUUCAUAAAGUAAGUCCAAGAGUAAGUUUUAUUUUUUAAUAUUAAAAUGCACAUAAAAUAGAGUGAAAUAGCAUGUAAUUAUUAUUUCUAAUUUCAUUCUUAUUUGAAAACGUGUAGCUCUUUGUUUAAACAAAAGAAUUAUACAUAUAUAUUAUAUGCUCUGUAGGGCACUACAGAACACCAGUAAUUAGCUAAAUAAAUUUCUUUUAUCUAAUUGCUUCUUUCGAAAAGAUAAUGAACCAGAGGUUGAGAUCAGGUGCAGAAAAGGCUUGUUACGUUAUUGUUGAUAUUAAUCAUAAAAUGUACAGUAGGUGGCGUUUGCAACAAUUACUUUGUAUCAUAUUCAUCAGCGAGACGAAAAGAGAUAAAUAAUUAAAUCAAACAAAAUGCACAGAUAGUGAAUAAAAUAUGUAAUUAAUAAAAGCAACGCCGAUUGCCAUAAAGUUCA